AGGCUACCUCCAAGGCGGGCUGUACGUAUGAAGACAGUACCUAUGAUUUGAAGUGUUAAGUACAUAAAGUACUUAAUAAAUAUGUGUUGAGCUGGUGUGCUUUUGCGACAAACUUCUAUGUUCUUGAUUUUGUCAUAAGUCUGGCAACAGCCUUGCGCAAACGAGGCCUUCUACUUAUAACUGGGAAGCCGCCGGGGGACAGGGACUUAACCUAACUUAACCUGCCUAGCAGCCACGCGCGCCGAUUUCCCCUACGCGACAGCCGACGUCAUUUCCUCUGAAAAGUACGAAUACUUUGACCGCGAUUGCGACCGGUCAAUCAAUCAACCUUUUCCUCAACUCAACAUUUCCCAUCCAACGCCGCGAUUAUCUUGCAUCGCGGCCACAUCGUCGCCGUAGACCACAACAAAGAAUAAUUUGCAAUUCUUUAAUUUGAGUCUUGCACUUGGUUCGCGAUGGGAAAGCGCAAGAAGAGUUCGCGAAAGCCUCAGGGCAAAAAGAAGAACGAUCCGCUCCCGACCGUCUUCACUUGUCUUUUCUGUAACCACGAGAAGUCAGUUAACGUCAAGAUCGACAAGAAGCUCGGAAUUGGCGAUCUUGAAUGCACGGUUUGUGGACAAAGAUUUCAAUGUGGUGUCAACUAUCUUUCAGCUGCAGUCGAUGUUUACAGCGAAUGGAUCGACGCCGCAGACGCUGUAGCAAAGGAUAAUAAUACCGGAGGUAGUUCUGCUACAAUUCCUCCGUAUCGCCCUGUGCCUAAACAACCAGCCGCUGGUCGCUAUGAGGAUGACGCUGAAGAAGGUUACGAGGGUGAAGGAAUUGUUCCUGACGAGGAAGAGGACUGAGCGAAGCCUGGUUCUUCCAAGAACAAAACCCCCUCUCACCAAACCACUUCGAGCAAGAAAAAGCCUAAGCAUUCAUGAUGCUCACAAAUCACGGCGCACGAUCAUUAGUGUCCUGGUUUUCAGUCCCCCAUAAACCCAGUCAGACUGACUACCUAAUUACGGUUCUUCGUAAGUCAUGCUAUCUACCAGAAUAGCUGGGUUGCUUUGCUAUUUGCACAAUGAAUAGAACCAACAUGGUUUCAGAUAGUGGUCAAUUCUGAAUUCAAUGGAUUAUUUCCUAAG
Annulohypoxylon maeteangense is the source of this 1127-nucleotide messenger RNA. RefSeq names its product Elf1-domain-containing protein. The record is from RefSeq and is a predicted model, not a curated record. Gene Ontology annotation, biological process: transcription elongation by RNA polymerase II. Bases 456 to 845 code for a protein of 129 amino acids. Gene Ontology annotation, cellular component: transcription elongation factor complex. The transcript has 5 exons. Lineage: Eukaryota; Fungi; Ascomycota; Sordariomycetes; Xylariales; Hypoxylaceae. Gene Ontology annotation, molecular function: RNA polymerase II complex binding.